AUGGCGGCAGUACCCGUCGCUGUUGAGCCGGCCAGGCUCGAAGACGCCCCCGCCAUCGCCGAAAUUUUCUUCAAGUCCUUCAAUAGUGACUUCUUUCAGACCUUGUUCCCGCAAAAUGAAUACGGCCGGGCCUACAUUACCGACGCCUACAAGCAGUUCAUGCUCUCGAAGGAGCACGGUUCUCAAGAAGGUCAAGUUGCCGUUGUUAGGAACGAGAAAGCUGUCCCGUUCAAGGCGAGCCAGUAG
Colletotrichum fioriniae is the source of this 246-nucleotide messenger RNA. Lineage: Eukaryota; Fungi; Ascomycota; Sordariomycetes; Glomerellales; Glomerellaceae. The record is from RefSeq and is a predicted model, not a curated record.